AUGCCGGAUAAUAUCGAUUCAAAUUUCAUUGAACCAGAUGUGUUUAGUGGCGGUAACAAGGGUACAUCUAGCAUGAGUAAUAAUGUCACAUCAGAUUAUUCAAAUCCAUUUUCUGCUUCUGGCAUGGAAACUACUCAAGAAGACAAUUACAUACCUACAGACGUUAGCCCCGUUGUCAAAAGAGGAACAUUAGAUGAGUCUGUAAUGGAAACUUUAUCAAAAGAUAUUCGCGAUAUUAUGGAAAGAUUAAAAUUAACAUUUACUCCAAUUUUAAGAAUAAAUAUCACAGAUGAUGAAAUCAACAGUUUAACAACAAGUUGUGAUAUGUGGACACCCCUUUUAUUUAUCAUAUUUUAUUCUCUUUGUGUAUCACACGGUAAAUCUAUCUUUUCCACUCUAUUUUUAUUUUGUUGGUCUAUGCUAUUCUUAAUGGGAUUACAUUUGAGACUGAUUGAACCAACCAGAAAGAUUUCCUUGAUUUCAUACUUAUCUUUAUGUGGUUAUCCUCUCUCCCUUAUAGCUUUAUAUUCUUUAUUGUCACAAAUUUUAAUUCCAAUAAUCAUAAAAAUAUCAUCAAAUUCCGCUCAAAACAUGAUAGUUAGAGCAUUAACUUUCAUAGAACUAAUUACAUUAGUCGGGACGGUCUUUGCAGCAGUUAAAUGUACUGCAUUCAUCACAAAAAGUAAAGGAUUUGUCCAAUUAUUCCCAUUGGGAAUAUUAUACCUAAUAUUAGGAUGGAUUGCAACAGUGUUAUAA
Arxiozyma heterogenica is the source of this 756-nucleotide messenger RNA. RefSeq names its product Yip4p (gene YIP4). Bases 1 to 756 code for a protein of 251 amino acids. The transcript has a single exon. NCBI's taxonomy places the organism in Eukaryota, Fungi, Ascomycota, Saccharomycetes, Saccharomycetales, Saccharomycetaceae. Gene Ontology annotation, biological process: endoplasmic reticulum to Golgi vesicle-mediated transport. Gene Ontology annotation, cellular component: trans-Golgi network. The record is from RefSeq and is a predicted model, not a curated record.